Molecule: messenger RNA, 1188 nt
Organism: Fusarium proliferatum ET1
Lineage: Eukaryota; Fungi; Ascomycota; Sordariomycetes; Hypocreales; Nectriaceae
Exons: 1
Coding region: 1-1188 (395 amino acids)
Source: RefSeq, a predicted model, not a curated record
AUGGCUUCCGGUUGCAACCAGAACAGCAACGCUACACCACAUUACUUACAAAUCUUCAAUCCCCCUCUUGAACCAUGCGGCGACUUUCACCUGUUUGCACGCUUCCCUGAUGAUAUUCGCUGGCUUGUUUGGCAGCAUUUCCUAACUCACGAGCGAUGGAUCGACAUCACCUUGAAACCGGGCAGUUUCACUAGCGAACAAAGGGAACAAACAAACCAUCAGAACUACGAGAUCAUAUUGAACUACCGCUGGAAGAUAAGCAAGCUCUUCCGGACCACGUCUGAGUCACGCAGGGCUGCUUUGGCUUUUUACCGUGUUCAACUACCAUGUUGGUACCAGAGAAAAGAUAAGAGCAUGGUGAACAGCACGCUCUAUGUUUGUCCUGAAUUGGACACCUUGAUGCUUAACUGCUUGGAGGUCUUUGAAAACUUUGCACAUGACAUCUGGGCUUGUGAUUCACGAUGUGUCGGUCUGGUCAACCUCGCCUUGCCCGUCAGAGGUCAAACGCAAGACUUCAAUACUCCAAGCAUCACUGGGCGUGACACGUCCCGGUUGAAGGAAACGUUGUUGAGAAUUGAGCGCUUUACAGUAAUGAACACCUUUGCCAUCCGUCGGUGGUUCGGCGGCUUUGCAAAGCGCUCAACUGUUCCGGUUUUCAAGAUGAAUCGUGCUGUGCCUAUCAUGGGACACUCGUUUGGCUUUCAUCGAUUAUCACGCGAUCCUCGAUUGAAUGAGGAAAAUUUUAAGCAAAUUUACCUUGGAAACAGAGAUCCUGUAAGACGGUUCCAUCGCUGGUUCAGACUCCUUCUGUCAGUAGGGGUGAAGCACAAUCACGAGGUUGAGUAUCGCUUUGGGAGCUGCCUUCGUUUAUCUUCACCACUCAUCACUGACCGAGCGAGCGCCAUGGACUAUGUGAAAAAGUCCCACGAGAAAUUUAUAACACGGAUGGUAUCAGAAACAGACGAGCCCCUGGAUGACAUCGCCGAGGAAACUGUCGAGCAUCUUCAGGAAACACCGCAGCCAGCCAUAGGGUUCUGGCUGUUUCCUCUCAGGAUAUUCAAUCGCCUACCUCUUGCUGACCCGUCUCGUGAGUACCCGAUAGAGCAUGACGAAGAAGGUGGUACUCCUAUCAAGGUAUCAUCGGCGUUGGAGUAUGGGGCCGAGCUGUGCUUGGCUAAUAUCUACUAG